This is a messenger RNA of Bipolaris zeicola 26-R-13, 657 nucleotides long. RefSeq lists its product as uncharacterized. Bases 1 to 657 code for a protein of 218 amino acids. The transcript is spliced from 4 exons. The record is from RefSeq and is a predicted model, not a curated record. NCBI's taxonomy places the organism in Eukaryota, Fungi, Ascomycota, Dothideomycetes, Pleosporales, Pleosporaceae.
AUGUCUUCGCUAUUUUGGAUCUGUCAAUUUCUUAAAGGGCAUGCGAGCAAAUACACAAUUUACGAAAGAAAUCUAAGAUACUAUGUGGUUUGCGCGCAACGCACUCCGUACCUCCGACCCUUGAUUGAUGAAAUCAACGAACCGUCUGUCCCUAUAACUAUAAUUCUGGAACGCUUGCAAGGUGACCUUCUAGAAGGGUCUGCUACGAAAACCCUUAAUCGACGGGAAUUAAAAUACGUGUCGCGAUGCGUCUUUGAGGCAAUCAAUAUUUUACAUGAGGACGGGUUCGUGCACGCGGGUACGACGCUAAUUUCCAUGAGCCAUGGAACACUACCGCUGACAUAUGGUCAUUCGCUCAUCAGUCCCAUUUACGGUGGACGCCUCAACCUUUUCAGACCCAAGGGAAUGAAACAGGACAAUGAAGAGUACUCAUCCAAAAUUGCUGAAAUUGCGCACAUAGAAGCGGCUCUAUCCAUUCUUUACCUCGUGCAAACAAUUGCGCAGAAGAAGAAGACUUCAUUCAUACAGGUUACUGAGAAGGAAGUAACCAAAAGAGACAAUAUCUUCAUAUCCAAGAUGAUGAAGCUUGACUGGAGAGACCCCCCAACAGCGAAGGAGCUGCUGGAAGACGAUUGGUGGAAAAAUGAUGAUGAAUGA